This is a messenger RNA of Hippoglossus stenolepis (Pacific halibut), 6449 nucleotides long. RefSeq names its product nephrocystin-3. NCBI's taxonomy places the organism in Eukaryota, Metazoa, Chordata, Actinopteri, Pleuronectiformes, Pleuronectidae. The record is from RefSeq and is a predicted model, not a curated record. Gene Ontology annotation, cellular component: mitochondrion. Gene Ontology annotation, molecular function: protein binding; flavin adenine dinucleotide binding; oxidoreductase activity, acting on the CH-CH group of donors.
UAACUGCGGAAUCAAAAGUUUAUCACCAUGCACGGACCUGGAAUCGACUUUCACAAGUUUUGACCCGUGCGGGCACCCGUAUGAUCAACUUGUUACCAAGGCAGCCAGGAAGAAGCUGUGAAGCUCCGGACGACAGAAAUGGACGUCCAAACAGGCUGAGUCCUCUUUGCAGCCUUCGCCAUGGGCACCGCAUCCUCUCUGGUCAGCCCAGGAGAAGUGAUCGAGGACGGCUAUGGGGGUGAAGGUGGGGAAGCCUGCGAGAUCCCGGUGGAGGUGAAGCCCAAAGCCCGACUCCUGCGCAGCUCCUUCCGCAGAGGACCUCGGGUGAUCGGGGCCAGUUUCAAGUCCACCGGCUCCGUGGACCUCGAGUACGCGGCGGAGUACGAGAGACUGCGCAAAGAGUACGAGAUCUUCCGUGUCAGCAAGAAUAACGAGAUAACGUCCAUGCAAAAGAAGGAGGCCAAGCUGGACGAGGAGAACAAGAGGCUGAGGGCUGAGCUACAGGCUCUGCAGAAAACCUACCAGAAGAUCCUCAGAGAAAAAGAGAGUGCUCUGGAGGCAAAGUACCAGGCGAUGGAGCGGGCUGCAACUUUUGAACAUGACAGGGACAAAGUAAAACGACAGUUUAAGAUUUUCCGAGAGACAAAGGAGAAGGAGAUCCAGGAUCUGCUUCGGGCCAAAAGGGACCUGGAGGCCAAACUGCAGCAGCUGCAGGCACAGGGAAUCCAAGUGUACGACCCCAAUGAUUCUGACUCGGAUGACAACCAGACCACUGUUACUGCUGCAGGGACACAAUGUGACUACUGGACUGGUGGUGUGCUGGGAAGUGAGCCCUCUAUGGGUAGUAUGAUGCAGUUGCAACAGACCUUCCGGGGACCAGAGUUUGCGCACAGUCUGAUAGAUGUGGAGGGACCCUUUGCAAAUGUCAGCAGAGAUGACUGGGAUGCAGCAGUGGCCAGUCUGCUUCAGGUCUCCCCUCACGUGCCACAGGCCUUAUGGAGUAACACAGUGCGCUGCUACUUAAUCUUUACCCAGGAGACCAAAGCUGAGCUGGAUAUCUUUAUUAAGAAACACUCUCCUGGGCUGCGGAGGAUGUGUGAGGGUCUGGGUCAUUUCUACUUGAACGUCUGCUUCCCAGAGGAAAGUGCUGCCUCGUGUGCUGUGGAGCGCAUGCAGGAGAUCGAAAGGAGCUCUGUGUGUGUGCUCCUAAUCAAAUCUACUGUCACUAGUUCUGUGGUGGAGGAUUGUGAGGAGGCUUUUGUGAAAAAUCCAGAUGGCCAUCCACUGGUGCUCUACCUCAGGACCGAAGAAGGUCACAGUUUGACUGGACCCGCCAGACAAAUGCUGGAAAGGGUCAAUGCUGCAGACAAGGCAGCCAAAGUCAAGGUUGUGGAUCACAGUGGCUCUGCAGAGGAUGGGGCUGAACUUAUUUAUGUUCAGCUAGAAAAAAUCAUCAAACAGGAGUUGCUGGGUCUUGAAGGAGCAGAUGUUGACUCUAAGGAUUCUGGGAUAGAGGAGGGGCGUGAGGAGGACUCUGGAGAUGUGCUCUGGGACCUGCAUGAUGAACAGGAACAGAUCGAGUCCUAUCAGCAGGCCUGUAGCAGCUCCACCUCUCAGUUAGGUUUCCAGAAGUAUAUAGAUCGUUUGAAUGACAUGAUAGCUGCUCCCCCUCCCACCCCUCCUCUGCUGGUGUCUGGUGGUCCAGGCUCAGGGAAGUCUCUCCUGCUCUCGAAAUGGAUCGAGUUGCAGCAGAAGCAGACUCCCAACACUUUGUUCCUUUAUCAUUUCGUUGGUCGCCCACUUUCCACAAGCUCAGAGCCAGUUCUUAUCAUCAAACGUCAUACAGUCAAACUGCUGCAGCAUUUCUGGUCCCUUUCUGGCUUGUCCAUGGAGCCCAGUAAGAUCUUGGAGGAGUUUCCUCGCUGGCUUGAGAGGCUUUCGUCGCGCCAUCAAGGAAACAUCAUCAUCAUCAUCGACUCCAUUGACCAAAUACAGCAAGCGGAAAGACACAUGAAGUGGCUGAUCGACCCUCUGCCUGUCAAUGUUAGAGUGGUGGUGUCUGUCAAUGUUGAGACGUGUCCACAGGCUUGGAGGUUGUGGCCCACACUCCACUUGGACCCUUUGAGUCCCCGAGAUGUCAGGAGUGUUGUCAAUGCAGAAUGCCAGAGCAUUGAUUUCAAACUUACCAAGGACCAGGAGAAGAAGCUGGAAAGACACUGUCGCUCUGCAUCCACCUGCAAUGCACUGUAUGUCACACUAUUGGCAAGGAUGAUCACCAGCAGUGGGUUGUGUUGGUCGCAGGAGAAGAGCGUGGACCAGUUUCUGCAGUGUCAGGACACCAUGUCCCUCUACCGCCUCGCACUCAAGAUGACGCUGAGCUCCCUCAGCACAGACAGAGAGCGACACAUCAUGAGAGAGAUAUUGUGCCUCGUAUGCGCCAGCCAUAAUGGAGUGAGUGAAUCAGAGGUACUAGACCUUUUCCCAGAGCUACAUUUACCUGUGCUGUCCUCUUUGCUGUACCGCCUGAACCGACUCUGCGUGGUAACCCUCCGUUGUGGGCUCAUUAGAUUCCAACACUUACAGGCGUGGGAAGCUGUGAGGUUAGAGUUUCUUGGUGGAGGAAGCAGCUCUGCGACUUACAGAGAGAAACUCAUUAAUUACUUCAGCCAACAACUAAGCCAGGACCGCGUGACGUGGCGUGUUGCCGAUGAGCCCUGGCUGCUCCAACAGCAGGAGGACAGGACUAAACUGCAGCUCAGCCUCUUGAACCUGUUUGUCUCCCAAAACCUCUACAAGAGGGGUCACUUCUCUGAGCUGCUGGCCUAUUGGCAGUAUGUGGGCAAAGACAAAAGCUCCAUGGCCAGUGAGUACUUUGACUCCCUGAAACACUACGAGAAGAGCUGCGAGAGUGAGGACAGCAUGACCAAGCUGGCGAACCUGUAUGAGACCUUGGGACGUUUCCUCAAAGACCUGGGGCUUGCAAGUCAGGCUGUAGCCCCUUUACAAAGGUCCCUUGAGAUCCGGGAGACGGCCCUGGAUCCAGAUCAUCCCAGUGUCGCGCGCUCCCUGCACCAGCUGGCCGGGGUUUACGUCCAGUGGAAGAAGUAUGGCAACGCCGAGCAGCUGUAUAAGCAGGCCAUGGAGAUAAGCGAGAACGCCUAUGGUGCCGAGCACGCCAGCGUGGCACGCGAGCUGGAGUCACUCGCCAUGCUCUAUCAGAAACAAAACAAGUAUGAACAAGCAGAGAAACUGAGGAAGAGGUCGGUGAAGAUCCGUCAGAAAACUGCUCGUCAGAAAGGUCACAUGUACGGCUUCACUCUGUUGAGGCGCAGAGCUCUGCAGCUGGAGGAGCUGACCCUGGGGAAAGACACCGCUGACUCUGCCAAGACGCUUAAUGAACUGGGCGUCCUGUACUACCUCCAGAACAACCUGGAUGCAGCCAAGGUGUUUUUGAGCCGCUCUCUGGAGAUGCGUCAGCGUGUCCUCGGUCCAGAACAUCCGGACUGCGCUCAGUCCCUCAACAACCUGGCGGCCCUGCACACUGAGAGGAAGGAGUAUGAGACAGCUGAGGGCAUGUAUGAGAGGGCGCUGGACAUCCGCAAGAAAGCCUUGUCUGCGGACCACCCCUCGCUGGCAUACACGCUCAAGCACCUGGCCAUGCUCUAUAAACGCAGAGGGAAGCUGGAGAAGGCUGCACCACUGUAUGAGCUCUCUCUGGACAUCAGGGAAAAAAGUUUUGGGCCCAAGCACCCCAGUGUGGCCACAGCACUCGUCAACCUGGCUGUGAUAUACUGCCAACUGAAAAAACACAGCGACGCCUUGCCUCUGUAUGAACGAGCACUGAAAGUGUACGAGGACAGUUUGGGGCGCUCACAUCCAAGAGUCGGAGAGACCCUAAAAAACCUGGCUGUGCUAAGCUAUGAAGAGGGCGACUUUGAAAAUGCAGCGGAGCUUUACAAACGUGCAAUGGAGAUUAAGGAGGCAGAGCCAUCGCUGGUUUGUGGAAAUGCCCCGUCCCGUCAUUCCUCCAGUGGGGACACGUUCAGUCUGAGGGGACCUGCUCCGCUCCCACAAGCCCCAAGCGCUGGUCAGUCAAACCCGACCUUCCUGAUAGAGACACCGUCACAGAGCUAUGUCCUCAGGAAGAAGCCCCCGGGUGAGCUGCUGCCAGGGGCCCACAAGGUAGACAGGGAGUACCGGGUGCAGAGGGCGCUGUGCUCCGCUGGUUUCCCUGUCCCUCAGCCUCUGCUACACUGCACUGAUGUUGAUGUCAUUGGAACAGAAUUCUACAUGAUGGAGCAUGUGAAGGGGCGUAUAUUCAGGGAUCUUCGUCUCCCUGGAAUGAGUCCAGUAGAGAGAACUGCUCUGUAUGUGGCUGCAGUGGAAGUGUUGGCAAAGCUACACUCACUGGACGUGGCAUCGCUCAACCUUGAAGGAUAUGGAAGAGGAGCAGGCUACUGCAAGAGACAGGUGUCCACCUGGACAAAGCAGUACACUGCAGCAGCCCACAGAGACAUUCCAGCCAUGAAUGAACUGUCUGAUUGGUUGAUGAAGAAUUUACCAGCCAAUGACAAUGAAGUCAUGCUCGUCCAUGGGGAUUAUAGAUUGGAUAACUUGAUAUUCCAUCCAACAGAGGCACGUGUGAUAGCAGUCCUGGACUGGGAGCUGUCUACCACUGGGCAGCCUCUGGCAGACUUGGCCUACUUCCUAAUGCCUCACUACUGGCCCAGAGGCCUCAACGUUGUCAGCACAUUAGGCAGCUUGAAAGGAAUAGAAGGUAUUCCAACUGUGGGUGAUCUGAUCUCCAUUUACUGCAGGUGCCGGGGGAUCCCGCCUGCUCUGCCACAGUUGAAUUUCUACGUGGCCUUGUCUUUCUUUAAAAUGGCAGGUAUUGCCCAGGGAGUCUACGCUCGCCACCUACUGGGCAAUGCCAGUGCGCCCAAUGCAGAUCAGUUCGGUCAGUGUGUGGAGCCCUUGGCUGAGGUUGCCUUGCAGAUUGCACAGGGGUCUCUCACAGGCCCUACAGAAAACAGGCUUUUCCUCCAGACAGCUAGAGGUGAAGCUGUUCUCCAGCAAGUCAAAGACUUCAUGACACAAUUCGUGCUUCCUGCUCAGGAGGAAGUUGCAGAGUACUACUCCAAACACGCUCAGUCCUCACAGAGGUGGCGCACUCCCCAAAUAAUAGAAGAUCUAAAGGUGAAAGCGCGGGAGGCGGGGCUGUGGAACCUAUUCCUGCCUGCAGUCAGCGGCCUCAGUCAGCUGGACUACGCCUACAUCGCAGAGGAAACUGGACGUUGCCUCUUUGCCCCCGAAGUCUUCAACUGCCAGGCUCCUGACACAGGAAACAUGGAGGUGCUGCACAUGUUUGGCAGUGAUGAGCAGAAAAGGAAGUGGCUGGAGCCGCUGCUCAGAGGAGAGAUCCGCUCCUGUUUCUGUAUGACAGAGCCCGAUGUGGCCUCCAGUGACGCAACCAACAUGGAGUGCACUCUUCAAAGGGAUGAGGACCACUACGUCAUCAACGGCAAGAAAUGGUGGAGCAGUGGUGCUGGAAAUCCUCAAUGCAAAGUGGCCAUUGUGAUGUGCAGGGGCCGUUCUCCAGAUGUUGGCAACAGGCACGGCCAACACAGCAUGAUUCUCGUCCCCAUGGACACACCAGGUGUAAAACGAGUCCGACCUCUCACCGUGUUCGGACAGGACGAUGCCGUCCACGGAGGCCACUUUGAAGUGCACUUUGAAAAUGUGCGUGUCCCUGCCUGCAACAUGAUUCUGGGAGAAGGGAGGGGGUUUGAGAUUGCUCAGGGCCGGCUGGGACCGGGCAGACUGCACCACUGCAUGAGAGCUGUCGGCCUGGCAGAGUUUGCACUGGAGCUGCUCUGCCAGCGAGCUGCCACCAGACAAACGUUUGGAAAGAAGCUGUACCAACAUGAAGUCGUUGCUCACUGGAUCGCAGAGUGUCGUCUCAUGAUUGAACAAACACGUCUGCUGACUCUGCACGCUGCCCAGGCACUGGAUACAGUGGGAAGUCGGGCUGCUCGCAAACAGAUUGCUAUGAUCAAGGUGGCAGCAGCCAGAAUGGCCUGUAAAGUGGUGGACUGUGCAAUCCAGGUUUACGGAGGCGCUGGUGUGUCUGGAGACUUCCCACUGGCACAGAUGUAUUCAUAUGUGCGGACUCUGCGCAUCGCUGACGGACCCGAUGAGGUUCACCUCUCCUCCAUCGCUCAUCUGGAACUGAGGGAUCAGCUAAAGAAGACUCAGGCCAAACUGUAAAGUAAUGAUCACACCAGCUGGACGUUUGUCACAACUAUUUUUGCCUUAACCAAAUGCUGCCUUUUGUUCCAAUAACUCUUGUGAAAUAUGUAAUAUAACCAAAAUGCAUUAAAUGUAAAUUUAAGACAAAUUUUCUGAAUGUCAAAACAUGAAACUUGAUUAAAAAUGACACUGGUUUAUUA